AUGUUUUGGCUUUGCAGUUUAAUUUCUUUAGCCUUCGCUACAAUCUCUAUAGACCUGCAAUCUCCUUUUAAGAACUACCAUGAAUACUUAAAUCACUAUAGAGCUGGAAAAGCUAAAAGCAGAUCAUCCCUUAAUUCUCCUUCAACCCCAAUCACAAAUUACGAAAAUGUAAAAUUAACUUAGCUUCAAUAUUACGGUAGCAUCGGUCUAGGCUCUCCUUCACAGCCUUUCACAUGCGUGUUCGACACAGGCAGCACAACUGUUUGGGUGGUACAAACUGGCUGCAAAACCUGCCACAAAUGCAAGCAUACAUUUACCCCAGACAAAUCCGAUACAUAUAAGAACUUAACAGUAGCAGCGAAAUUGUCUUACUUGAAAGGAGAAACUGACGGAUUCAUGGCUGAAGACACCAUCAGCAUUGGAAACAAUGAGAAAGUUUCUGCUACUAAAUUCGCGUUUCUUUUGGCAGAUAAUGAAGAAGAUAACGAUGGGUUCCAAGCAGACGGACUGGUAGGAUUUGCACUAGAUAGCUUAGGAGAUGGCUACCCAAGCUUACUUACUGCUCUUAAAACUGCAGGUCAAAUUCAAAAUCGCCAAUUUGCCUUUUUCCUCAAUUGGCUCGACAGGUCGCCAAAAUCUAACCUUAUGAUUGAUGGUAGCGACUUAGCUACAUAUGCCAAUGAAACUGCUUUUACUUAUGUAAACCUCAUAACAGAUACCCAAAUUAACCCUGGUUAUUGGGAAAUCAGCAGUGACCAAUUCCAAUGUGACGGCACAGCUCUUGAUAUGGGCUCUCCUUGUAUUAUUGACACUGGAACUAGCUUUAUAUAUGGCCCAGUAAGUUCUGUCAGAGCUAUAUACAAUUCAGUUUUAGAAAUCAGUGGCUGCGGAUAUUCUGAAUCAGAAGAUCUUGUUUUAUGUAAAACAAAGCCUAAUGAAAGCAAUUAUCCGAUAUUGACUUGGGUUUUUAACGGAAAACAAUACACAUUAAACGGAAAACAGUAUCUUUAUUAUGAUGAGCCUGAUGACUUGUAUAUUCUGCCGAUUCAGGCAUGGAAUCAAAAUCAGUGGCUUUUAGGUGAUGUCUUUAUUAGGAAUUAUUAUAUCAGUUUUGAUGUGGACAAUAGCAGAAUUGGCUUUGCAAGAUCAAAAGUGAGCUCAUCUGGUCUUGUUGAUGAUUCUGCAAACAAUUUAGUAUAUGCAGCAAUUAGCUGUGUAUUAGGUUUACUCUUUAACUUUUAA
Messenger RNA from Blepharisma stoltei, 1242 nucleotides. The record is from the annotation of a GenBank genome assembly. Lineage: Eukaryota; Ciliophora; Heterotrichea; Heterotrichida; Blepharismidae.